This is a messenger RNA of Archocentrus centrarchus (flier cichlid), 2275 nucleotides long. It is a transcript of the gene mtx3, whose product is annotated as metaxin 3. Gene Ontology annotation, biological process: mitochondrion organization. The transcript is spliced from 9 exons. Lineage: Eukaryota; Metazoa; Chordata; Actinopteri; Cichliformes; Cichlidae. Bases 30 to 974 code for a protein of 314 amino acids. The record is from RefSeq and is a predicted model, not a curated record. Gene Ontology annotation, cellular component: cytoplasm; SAM complex.
CGUCAUUGGCCCGUUAGACAAACCAAAACAUGGCGGCUGCCAUGGAGCUGAGAUGCUGGGGAGCAGACUGGGGUUUACCUUCUGUUCACACCGAGUCCCUCAUAGUUCUGGCCUACACCAAGUUUUCUGGGGCAAAAGUCACAGUUUCCCCGGUAGACUGGACAUGGAAAACAAUCACAGCGACCAUCCCAGAAUUGCUUUUUGGAGACUCUGCAGUUCAGGAACCUACACAGAUUCUUAACUUUCUGAGGAAGCAGAGGUUUAACGCAGACUAUGAGCUGACAGCCAGACAAGGAGCAGACACAAUGGCCUACAUCGCUUUGCUGGAAGAGAAACUGCGACCAGCUCUGUUGCACACUUUCUGGGUGGAUGCAGAAAACUACUCCAAUCUAACGCGGCCGUGGUUUGCCUCACGCUCACCCUUCCCGCUGAACUUUCUCGUGCCAAGACGUCUCGCCGGUGGCGCCCUCUCCCGCAUCCUUUUAACUACAGGAGAGGCGCCGCUGCACAGAAUCUCUGAGGUAGAGGGAAAGAUCUACAGUGAUGCUAAAGAGUGCCUGAACUUGCUCUCCUACAGGCUGGGAACAGCAAACUACUUCUUUGGCAACUCGCCAACCAGUCUGGAUGCCUUUGUGUUUGGUUUCCUUGCUCCCCUUCACAAAGCCAGUCUUCCCAGCAGCCCUCUGCAGAGCCAUCUCAGACAGCUGGAUAACCUUACAAGCUUUUGCGACAACAUCCUCUCAGUGUACUUCAGCUCGGACCACCCUUGUAAGAUUGCUGCAUACACUGGUCCUCCCCCACCUAUUCCGGACACAAUGGAUGCCAACCUCCAGAAACUAACUCAGCUUGUAAACAAAGAGUCCAAUUUGAUAGAAAAGAUGGAUGACAACCUGCGCAGCAGCCCACAGCACAAACCCCACAGACCCGAGCCCAAACCCAGUCUGUCCACUGCAAAGAGCUCUACCCCUGCUUGACACCUGACCUUUAAAUCCUGAUCCAGCUUUAUGAAUCACAGAGCAACACCCUGCAGACGAAAUGUGCUGUUCUGAACCUGACUUAAAAAAAAAAACAUAUAUGGGAGCAUAACUAUGUAACUACAAGAGGCUAUUUUGACAUAAUGAUGAGUUUUUGUCUGGAAGAGAAGUAAGGGUGCAUGUGAGGCUUUUAAAAAAUGAAGAGUGCAUGUAUGUGGUCAAGGAUGGGAAUGCUAUGAAGUGGUGCUUGAUGAGAAAGACACAGAAAGUCCAAAGGGAACGAAAAGUCCAGCAGGGAAAAUAAGUGGCACUGUUUAACCUCUGAGUGGACCAGUUGGCAUAUUUUCUUUCAACCUUUUACUGCUUUUGUUUUGUUUAAGGGACACCUUAGAAACCUUGGGGACUACAAUAGAGCACUUUUAAGCUAGAGCACCAACAUGUUUUACCAUGAAGGAUUUCUGAUCCUUUAUCACCUGCCUGAGCGCUCGUCCUUCUUCAAAUCCACUUUAAAAUGUUCCCUAAAUUCUAUUAACAUUUGAAUCGGUGUAAUGUACAUGACUAUAAGAGUAACUUAUUUAACUUUGCUGUCAGCUCCUCUGCUGUGUACAUCUUGUAUAGUUGUAAAUACUGUUAUAAGGAUAAUCAAUGAAAUUCCUGUUUCCUCUGUAAAGGAGCAGCUUGUUCAAAAUGUUAGACACAGAGAUGAGAGAAGGGCCUUACACUGUGUUAAGCUAUCCAUGCAUUAUAUUUGGAGUUAAUCUGUGUUUGUGUGACCUGAGGAUCAUUGUGUUUUUUUUUUGUUGUUGUUUUUUUUAAUCAUGUUGCAUUAAUAAUCUACUCACUUCUGUUGCUUUAUUUUUUCCCACUGCCAAUUUUGCUCCAUUAGUUUUAUUUUGAUUUGCUGCUGUUAUAAUUUGCAGUGCUGCAGACUGAAGGGUGUGGGAAUGUCUCAUAAGCUGUCUUUUGUUUUAUUUUUUUUUUUUUUACACUCUAAUUUGGACCACAAAGUUAGAAAUAUCCACCAAAGCUUGUCUACUCCAUGUGAUUCCUUUUAUGACUUCUGUGCACCGCAGACCCUCGAAAGCACCGUUCUCUGAAACAGAUGUGUUCACUGGGGUGCGUUUGCUGCCGGUCAGUGCAGUUUGUCGUUUUGUAGGGACCGUAAGGGAAAAGUGUGCCUUCAUGACUGCUCGUGUCUUGUACAAGUGUCAAAAUGCUAUGUGUCAUUUUGAUAUACAUGUCAAAAAUUAUAUUUGUAAUUUCUGUUGCUCAUAAUCUGUAACUGUCUCUACAUUAUUGAA